This is a messenger RNA of Eublepharis macularius, 5185 nucleotides long. RefSeq names its product coiled-coil domain containing 80 (gene CCDC80). The record is from RefSeq and is a predicted model, not a curated record. The transcript is spliced from 8 exons. Bases 620 to 3451 code for a protein of 943 amino acids. Lineage: Eukaryota; Metazoa; Chordata; Lepidosauria; Squamata; Eublepharidae.
GAAGCUUCACCGAUUUCCAUCGGCUGCUGUUGUGAAGUUAUCCUGACAUUUCUGGGAGGAGAUCCAGAAACAAAAACGAAGAAAACGGAGAGAGAGGGAGAGGGAGGAAGAGAAGAUCAGAAAGGGAAAACAAGGUGAGGAGAAGCCCUCUCCUCAGCCUCACAUUUUGUGUGUUUGAAUCCUGCCUGGAAAAUAUAUUAGCCUUUCUCUGGAGACAAAGGCGCUCCACUCCACUGAGGAGGACGGGACCGAUGGGAAGGAUCAUGAAACUUUAAAAGGGAAACAGAAGCAAGCGCUGGGCAGCAGCAGCUCGGACUGAAGCGAAAUGUGUUUCUGUGUGUCUGCUCCUGAGAAACGGCAGAGCAGCGGAUAGAUGGAGAGAAGGAAACAUCCCAUGGGAAAUUCUCUUUCACCGCACCCGUCUUGGUAAAGAAAGUUGGGGGGCGAAGGGGGGGGGGAGCCAUAACCGGACGUUCCCUGGAGUCUUGUUUUGUAGAAGGAAAAACUGCAGAGCUGCUUGCAGCAGAUCUACAUGGGCAAUUUCUCGGUCUAAAGAAAGACUUGUUCUUGGGGGAAAAACACUUCUGGAAGGGAAACUUUACUAAAGGUCUAUCCCACAAUGAACUGGACACCAGUUGUAAGCUUAAUUGUGUUGUGGGCCGCAUGGCUAGUGUGUGGUUCUCAAAAGCCCUUGAGGCAAGCAGACAGAAGAAGCCACGGAGUCAGGAAAGUGCCUCUGGCCUACAGGGGUGACAGCAGAUCAGCCUCACAGCCCAAGAGAACAAAGGUGUCUCAUAGAGUGGUGAGGUUCAACCAGCGCCCCCUUGUCAAGAGAGACUCUUUGGAGUCCAAAAUCCCGCAAGCAACUCCUCUGGUAGAUGAUGCUCGUGUCCAGGUGAAGAAUGGUGGGGCUAGAGUAUGGCAGAUGCAGAGACCUCAGCCAGAAAUGAUUAAGGAUGAAGGCGCAUCAACAGUGCAUCGUUCACGCACGGUGCGUUUCCCAUCUGGGUCCAGCUCUCCCAAUAUUCUAGCCAGCUUUGCUGGAAAGAACAGAGUCUGGAUCAUCUCUGCUCCUCAUGCCUCUGAUGGUUAUUACCGGCUCAUGAUGAGUCUCUUGAAAAAUGAUGUCUAUUGUGAACUGGCUGAAAGGCAUGUCCAGCAGAUUAUCUUGUUCCAUGAGGAAGGUGGAGAGGGAGGGAAAGUCAGAAAGAUAACCACUGAAGGGAAAAUUCUGGAGCAGCCCCUAGAUCCAAGCUUGAUUCCUAAGCUCAUGAACUUCCUGAAGCUAGAGAAGGGAAAAUUUGGCAUGGCUCUUCUGAAGAAAACAUUACAAGUAGAGGAAAGAUACCCUUACCCAGUAAGGCUGGAGGCUAUAUAUGAAAUCAUUGACCAGAGCCCAAUCAGGAAAAUUGAGAAAAUAAGGCAAAAGGGUUUCAUCCAGAAAUGUAAAGCAGCUGGAGUGGAGGGCCAAGUGGUUGAAGAAGGUAACAAUGGUGGUAGCAACACAAGGACAACACCAAGCAGUGGACAUAUCCAAUCUUCAGCAAGGAAAGAAGAUGCAAGAAAAAGUCUUCAGCCAACAAAAUCGAAAACUGUGAAGAAAGUUUUAAAAACCACAGUGCCUCCCCCUCCUCCCACCACUAGAGCUACUGCCCCCCCUCCCACAACCAUAACCUCAAGACCAGUCAGCAGAAUAGUGACAACAGCUAGCAGGCUUACAGCCACCACAACUCUUCCUACUACACAGCGAACCUGGACCACAAAAUCACAUACAUUGCUUCCCACAGCACCUGAGGCAACCACCCCCCGGGUAACAGAUACAGAGGAUUUCUACUCUCCUUUGUGGAAAGAGAACCGCAGAGAAAGACAUCAGGGCCAACACACUCACAGACAAACAACAGCUACUAAGAGACCCAGCAAAGCCACUCUUUAUGAUACCCACACAGAGACCCCAACAGACCCCUCUGAACACUACACGAGGGCCAGUGCUAGCAGAUACAGAGACAAUCGUACAGACAGGAAGGACUAUAACAGUCGGGACCUCAGUAUCACAGGUGGCCAACUCAAGCCACCUAAAAGCAAGCCACCUAAAAAGAAAGCUCAAGACAAAAUCAUGAGCAAUGAAUAUGAAGAUAAAUAUGACCCAGGGCAGCCUUCGGUCCCCCGUUUAGAGGAAGACGUUCUAGUGGGAAAUACACCGCCAAAGAAAGGAAAGGAUCUAAAGAAACAUGAGCGCUUAGAUAAAUCUGAAAAGAAGAAGAAAGAAAGAGCUGACAAGAAAAGCGAGAAACAGGCCAAGAAGGACAAAGCUGAUAAAAAGAAUAAACAAGAGAAAGAACGCAACAAGAAGAAUAAGAAGGGAAGCAAAGCUGAGAAUGGGGAGAUCCUGAAACCCAAUGCCAAGACUUUCACACAAACCUCCAGGAAAACUGUAUCAACUUUUCUGGAUUUCUUUGAAGGCAAAAGACGACUCCUGCUGAUCACGACUCCCAAGGCUGACAGCACCAUGUACGUUCAACAGAGAGAUGAAUACCUGGAGAGCUUUUGCAAAAUGGCAACUAGAAAGAUCUCAGUCGUCACCAUCUUUGGCACUAUGAACAACAGCCGCAUGAAGAUCGACCACUUCCAGCUAGACAAUGAAAAGCCUAUGAAGGUGAUAGAAGAUGAAGACCUAGUGGACCAGUAUCUCAUCAAUGAGCUGAGAAGAGAAUAUGGAAUGACCUACAAUGACUUCUUCAUGGUUCUAACAGACACAGACAUGAGGGCCAAGCAAUACUAUGAAGUGCCCAUAGCAAUGAAGUCAGUGUUUGAUUUGGUAGAUACUUUCCAGUCACGUAUCAAAGAAAUGGAAAAGCAGAAACGUGAAGGCAUUGUGUGCAAAGAUGACAAGAAACAAUCCCUGGAAAACUUCUUGUCCAGAUUCCGAUGGAGGAGGAGGCUCCUAGUGAUAUCUGCUCCCAGUGACGAAGACUGGGCCUUCUCACAGCAACUUUCUGCUCUUGUGGGACAAGCUUGUAAUUUUGGUCUGCGUCACAUCACCAUCCUGAAGCUUUUAGGCCUUGGAGACGAGAUUGGUGGACUACUGGAGUUGUACCCAAUUAAUGGGAGCUCUAGUGUGGAUAGAGAAGAUCUCCCUGCUCAUUUGGUAAAAGACAUCCGCAAUUAUUUCCAGAUCAGCCCUGAAUAUUUCUCCAUGCUUUUGGUUGGAAAAGAUGGAAAUGUCAAAUCCUGGUACCCGUCUCCGAUGUGGUCCAUGGUGAUUGUUUAUGAUCUGAUUGACUCUAUGCAGCUUCGACGACAGGAGAUGGCCAUUCAGCAGUCACUUGGAAUGCGCUGCCCAGAAGAUGAAUAUGCAGGGUAUGGAUACCAUGGUUAUCACCAAGGGUACCAAGAAGGUUACCAAGAUGACUAUCGUCACCAUGAAGGUUACCAUCAUGGAUACCCCUAUUGAAAAAACAGCUUGACCAUGACUUGUUUGCAUCUUAAUAGUUGUUCAACACACAAGGGACCACAUGUCCAAAUCCUUUCACAGCAGCCUAAAUGUGUUUCUUUCUUCCUGUGUUCAUCAAGGACUACAUGAGUAUUGGACUUUGGCUUUCUCUAUAACACGCAUGUCCAUGAAGUGAAAUAGGUCAGACUAGUAUCACUGAUGCCUUAUGGACUCCUCUGUAUUUUGAAGCCCUUGUAAUUUGAGGGUAUUUCCUGGUGCUAUGUAUGUAUACUUCACCCCCUGGCCCACUCCAGCUGUGGACGUUGUACUGUAGGCAGGAUACAAACUGUAUGGUAGACAUAUACCAUUUUUCUCUCCCAAGGGGGAAAAUAUUUAUUGGAAAGUAUGAGUUUUUGCUGAAGAGGAGCAGCAGAUCAAGUUACAAAACAUUUUUUGAGGAACAACUAUGGAACAGAUCUUUUUAGAAAAAUGAAUGCUAAAGGAUUUGUCUAAAAAGACUUUUAUAAUAAACCAGCUUUGUAGUCUGCUGGUUUAACCUGUCUGUUUCCAGUAUGAAAAGUUAAAACUGCUAAAGGCUUGAAAGAAUUCUGAAAACAAAAUUCUUACUGCAAGCAUUGCAUCAUGUUGUUGUGGGAUCUUCUCUUGCAGAUUCCACCCCCCCCCUCUUUGUUGGCAGGAGAGCAUUUAGCUCAAGGAACUAAAUAGGCAGGGCUAUUCCUCCUCCUUGAUCCCCAAACAUUUUCCUGCCUUAGUAAAAGAGUCAUUAAAAGGAGCUCAGCAAUGCACACAAUAACACACUAAACAUUUUGAAAAGGGAAAUGUAUAUUAGUGAGAAAAGAAAGGCCCAGCCUCAGCAUAGAUAUAUCAUCAGACCCAGUAUUUCAAGUGCUGUGGGGCAGAAACUGUAAAAAUCAGUACCUUCUAGGAAAAUGUCUCCUUAUACCAGUUGUAGCAAGAUUGGUUUCUUUGUCUAGUCUUAGGAUUUGUGCUUUACAACAGUUCAGCCCUGCAUCAUGCAAAGGAGUUAGUCUUGCCCUCUUUCAACCUAGUCUAUCCUCUGCUAAGGGAAGGUGGUACUUGAGCCCCUCAGUUUCAUAUACACAGGACCUAUCCCAUCAAUCCACAGCUCUCUUCUUGACCUUCACGCACAUCAUCCCUGGGAAGUGAGACCUCCUAGAACAACAUGGAUUAGAGCAUGGAUUACACUAGCCAACUCCUUAAUUCCAGAAAAAAUAGCCCACUCCACCAGAACUCCCACUGCCUGGGAAGUCAGAGAAAAUAUACCUCUGGUGGAAUUCCUUGAGGUGGUCACAUGUCGGUCUGCCAACUCCAGUUCUGGGAAAUUCCUGGAGAUUUGGAGGCAGUUUAGGUAGGGGAGGGAGCUCAUUGGUGAUGUGAUGCCAUAGAACCUGCCCAUCAAAGCUGCCAUUGCUUGAAGGGGAACUCAACUUUGUAGUCUGGAAAUCAGUUGCAAUUUUGGGAGGAGACCAGGCCCACCUGGAGGUUGGCAACCCAGGUCAUCUGGGACAACUUUUAAUUUAACUUAACUGGUGUCUGUGGCUUUAUGGUGACCAGUUUAUUGAAUUUACACUGUCAGCUUUUACAUAUAUUUUUAACUGAGCUAUCUGAGUUUUUUUAUUGUUUUGUAAACCACCUUGGGUUUGCUUGAGUGAAGAAUGAUGGCAUAGAAGUAUUUUAAUAAAAUUUAAUAAUAAAUUCCUUCAUGAACCCCUA